Molecule: messenger RNA, 864 nt
Organism: Drepanopeziza brunnea f. sp. 'multigermtubi' MB_m1
Lineage: Eukaryota; Fungi; Ascomycota; Leotiomycetes; Helotiales; Drepanopezizaceae
Source: RefSeq, a predicted model, not a curated record
AUGGCAGCAAACACCCGCUACCACCGUCUGCCUGAAGAUACCCGUCCUUCAAUGGACUCAAUCAACGAGGAUUCUCGUCUCAUCACUCCUAUACCAGACAGCGACGAAAGCCCACCGUCCCCAAACAAGAAAGAGUUCGAGUACCGUUUCCAUCCGACCUUCUACUUCCGCUCCGUCGCCGGCAUCCUCUUCCUCGCGACCGCCAUCCAUUUCCUGGUCUCCGGCCGCCAACAUAGCGUCGCCGCCGCCGUCUUCAAUCUCGUCGCUCUCGGCCGUGAGAUCUGGGUCCUGCUGCACCACCUCCUCACGCGUCUCGUGAAGAUGCGCGUGAGGAUCGAACUGCGAGGCUCCAGAUCUUCCAUGUCUGUACCGCCAGGGAAGAGGCUGCCGUCGUGGCUGCUGUUGGGUGCGGUGCAAGCUGCCUUGGACUUGCUGAUCGUACCGCUGGUUAUCAGUCUCGUCACGGCCGUGCCGCACCACAGGACGUACUACCACGGAGGAGGAAGUCUCGCGGCGAAGAUUUUGUCGUUCGUUGCGCUUGGUCUUCAUGUUCUCUCCAUCGUUGACCUGGGCCAACCGAGUAGAGUUACGUGGUCUGGAAAGUUGUCUUUUGAUCAUAGUGGUGAUGGGAAUGAUAGUCUUCCACAGCUGCCGAUUUAUCCGGAUGUUGAUGCCACAGGGACUGGGGAGAGAUCAUCUGAAACGGCGGGCCUUAUGGGUAUGGGGCGUAUUGAAGCAGGAACUUUUGCCAGAUUUACGGAAGUGGGCUUUCAGUUGGGAACAGCUCAGGAUCUCGAGAUGGAAAAAGAUCUACGAGCAAAGAUCGUGUCUGUUGCAAACAUCCAUCCACGCAUGUUUGUCUGA